Prunus persica (peach) is the source of this 1914-nucleotide messenger RNA. RefSeq lists its product as uncharacterized. Bases 121 to 1647 code for a protein of 508 amino acids. Gene Ontology annotation, molecular function: structural constituent of ribosome; RNA binding. Gene Ontology annotation, cellular component: mitochondrial small ribosomal subunit; ribosome. Lineage: Eukaryota; Viridiplantae; Streptophyta; Magnoliopsida; Rosales; Rosaceae. The transcript is spliced from 9 exons. The record is from RefSeq and is a predicted model, not a curated record. Gene Ontology annotation, biological process: translation.
GGUUGUCACUGUCGAAGAUUUUCCCUCAUUUUCUCACUAUAUGGGUUUCCAACAUUAUUGAAAGAGUUGUUUUUUCAUUUCGCUUCCUCAUUAUUGAAAGGAAUUUCAGAUGAACAAGCAAUGAACAAAUCACAAGCAUUCUCGUGGUCGCGUCUCAUCCUCAAUCAAGCCAUUAAAAAUCCAACCAAAGCCCCACUCCCCUUCUCCGGGAAAAUCUCCACUUCCCCACACUUUCCCACCUCUCAUGCGCCCAAGCCCUCGUUUUCGUUUUCUGGGAAGACCCAUUAUUCCACAGUAUCAUCCAGAGCGGCCCAAGACCUUCUUGCCGAGGUAGAGAGAGAAAAGCAGAGAGAAAGAGAGCAGCGGAAAAGGGCUGGUCUGGACACCAAAGACAUUGAUCAAGAAGAUGAGGAGGACUACUUGGGUGUUAUACCAUUGAUUGAGAAGCUCGAUAAGGAGAAGCUCAAGGGGGAUACUGGGGACUUGAACUUGUAUGAGGAGCCUACUGAUUCUGAUAGCGACGAAGACGACGAAAGGUUCACGCCCGAUGCCGUCAAGAAGAGGUUUGAUGAGUUUCAGAAGAAGUUUACGCGCCACGAGGAGUUGCUCAAGAACUUCACCGAGGCUGGAACACUUGAUGAUGCUUUUAAAUGGAUGAAUAAAAUUGACAAGUUCGAGCAAAAACAUUUCCGGCUUCGCCCUGAAUAUAGGGUCAUCGGUGAGUUGAUUAACCGUCUCAAAGUAGCUGAGGGCAAGGAUAAAUUCAUUCUCCAGCAGAAACUAAACAGGGCUAUGAGAUUGGUGCAGUGGAAGGAAGCCUUUGAUCCAAACAAUCCUGCCAAUUAUGGAGUCAUUCAGCAUGAACAAGUGGAUUCCUCAGUUGAUCUCUUGGAACAUGCUGGAUUUGAAAAAGAAAAGCAAAUUAUACAAGGAGUUGAUGAUGAUGACGAUGAAGAGUUCAAUGACAUGAAGGAGAAAGAUGACAUACUGUUAGAGAAACUUAACGCGAUUGACAAGAAACUUGAAGAGAAGCUAGCAGAGUUAGAUCAUACAUUUGGGAAGAAGGGUAAGGUUCUAGAGGAAGAGAUCAGAGAUCUAGCAGAGGAAAGAAAUGAUGUGACAGAGAAGAAGAGAAGACCCCUCUACAGGAAAGGCUUUGAUGUUAAAAUAAUCAAUGUGAACCGAACUUGUAAAGUUACAAAGGGGGGGCAAGUGGUCAAGUACAGUGCCAUAUUAGCUUGUGGGAACUAUCAUGGUGUUGUUGGUUAUGCUAAAGCAAAAGGCCCAGCAGUCCCUAUUGCUCUUCAGAAGGAUUUUGAACUCAAUGCGUAUGAGAAAUGCUUUCAGAAUCUACACUACGUAGAACGACAUGAGGAGCAUACAAUUGCACAUGCAAUACAAACAACUUAUAAAAAAACAAAGGUGUAUCUCUGGCCUGCAUCCACUAGGACGGGUAUGAAAGCAGGAAGAACUGUCCAAACCAUUCUAAACUUAGCUGGUUUCAAAAAUGUCAAGUCUAAGGUUGUAGGUUCAAGGAAUCCUCAUAACACAGUUAAGGCUCUCUUCAAAUCCCUUAAUGCGAUUGAAACUCCAAAGGAUGUUCAAGAGAAGUUUGGCCGCACUGUUGUUGAGAAGUACCUGCUGUGAUAGAUGUGUUUAAUCUUGCUUGUUUGCAGAAUUCUUUAAGUCCUGUUAUGUUGUUCUGAAAUAAGCUUGUAUUCACUUAUUAGAUAAUUUGAUAAAAAUGAAAAUUUAUUUAUAUGUUAGUUCUGUACUUGGUUACCCUGGUUGGGAGGGGAGCUGUGAGGAGGAAAAGCAAGUGCUGCUUAAGUUGAAAACACAGGGUAAAGGACCAAUUCUUUUCUACCAUAAUUUUUCAUUCAAGAGAUAUGUAAUUCAAUUUGUUCCCCCUCA